Topomyia yanbarensis is the source of this 1873-nucleotide messenger RNA. Its product is annotated as U3 small nucleolar RNA-associated protein 6 homolog. Gene Ontology annotation, molecular function: snoRNA binding; protein binding. The record is from RefSeq and is a predicted model, not a curated record. Gene Ontology annotation, biological process: maturation of SSU-rRNA from tricistronic rRNA transcript (SSU-rRNA, 5.8S rRNA, LSU-rRNA). The transcript has a single exon. Gene Ontology annotation, cellular component: Pwp2p-containing subcomplex of 90S preribosome; small-subunit processome. Lineage: Eukaryota; Metazoa; Arthropoda; Insecta; Diptera; Culicidae. The coding region runs from base 58 to 1824 and encodes 588 amino acids.
UGCUUUGUUUUGUUUAUCAUCUUUUCAUUUUGAUCGUCCAAAAAUUGCAUCUCCAAAAUGAGUGAAUUUAUCGAAAAACGUCGCGAAUUAGCAAUCAAAGAGUAUGAGUUUAUGAAACACCUGAAACUGUUCACCGGCGACGAGAUUCGUGACAUAAAAAAUAAGCGGUUUCAACACGAACACAGGGUGGAACGACGCGCUAAAGAGCUGACCGACUACAUCAACUAUAUUGUGUACGAAAGUAGCUUGCUGGAACUGCUCCGAGAACGUAGGAAGAAACUACGUGUACGGGAUGGGAAGCAUGGUUUGGACAACAGCAUCCAGAUACGAAUCAAGGUGCUGUACAAGCGAGCAAUGGAACGAUUCCCGGCAGAGUAUCAACUUUGGAUGCACUACUUCAAGUACUGUGAGAAGAAUAAAUUUACAGCAGACGCAUCGAGAAUGCUGGAUAGGAUGUUAAAUUAUCACGGCGAUAAACCAAGAGCGUGGAUUAGUGCUGCCAACUGGGAGCACGAGAAGAUGAAUAAUAUGGACAAAGCUAAGCAUUUCAUGUUCCGCGGAUUGCAGAGGCACCCGGACUGCAGGGAGAUGUAUUUGCGGUUUGUGGAAAUGAUGCUGAAAGAGGCCGAAAAAAUCGAGCAAGUUGAAGAGGGCACCGAAAAUCAAGAACAGAAUGUUUCGCGAUUGGGUCAAAUUUUGGAAUGCGUCAAGUUGAUCUAUCAACACUACAAGCAAAAGGACACCGACCUGGAGUUUUUCAUAGAAUUGCUAGAUUGCUUGAAAAAAAUAAAUGUAACAAAAACGUUCGGAUUUGAGGUUUUGAACGACAUGAAGAAGACGUUUGCCAAGAAGGAACUCAUGUGGCACACAUUGGCGCGAUUGGCCUUGGAAGGGUCCUAUCUAUUAAGCGAGAAAACAUGUCAGCAAGAAAAACCUUCAUUUAAAAUAUGUCUCCAACAGUGUAUUCAGAUUUACGAAACUGCCAUUGAAGCGGUCCCUACAAAGGAAAUGUGGAGUUAUUAUGUAGAAACAAUCUUGCAGCAAAAUGCGGAUAUGUCAUGCUAUCCCAAACUUCGUCGAAAAGCUUUGGGAGAAGCGUUCAAAAAGGCAUAUUUUGCUGGGUUUUUAGAAGAGGAUAGAUACGUCCAAUAUAUCAAACUGUUGAUUCAUUCUGAGGAAACACAAUUUUCAUUUGUUAGUGAGGUCUUGAGCAAGGCGCUUGAGGUUUAUCCCAGUUCCAGCCAACUUUGGGAGUUACAGCUAACAUGUUUAGUUCGUAAAUGCGCGUCUGCCAAGGAAUUUGAAUCAGUAUUCAAACAGGCUAUCAACAAGUGUUCUUCAGAUGUUUUACCUCUAUGGAUUGUUCGUUCUCAGUUUUACUAUACGCAAACAGAGAAUCAAAACAAAUUAGAGCAGGUUUUUAGAGAAGCCAUACAACAGUCAACUAGCGUGUCUUCUCACUUUCAACCACUCUUUCUCAACUAUUUGGUGGUAACAAAAAAUAUUGACGCAGCGCGUAAAGAGUAUCGUGAGAUGCAACGAAAUUGUAAACCUUGUCUGGAAUUGCACCACAAAAUGGCAGAACUGGAAUCUAUUCAAAUGCAGCCCAAUUUCGACCAGGUACGGACGAUCCACGAGAAUGCUACCCAGUACUUUGGAACCUCAAACGCAGAUGUUUGGAUCGAUUAUAUUCGGUUUGAACGAGAUAAUGGUUCACCAAAAACCAUACAUACAAUUUUCGAACGGGCGAAAAUGCGUUUAAAUGCUGAUUUGAUGGCUGACUUCAUUGUUAAGUAUGAACAGGUAAAAAAUCCGCUACUUUAAAUCAUUAACAAAAAGUUGUAUUUUUUCGAAAUAAAUUAAAUUUUGUAUA